Closterium sp. Naga37s-1 is the source of this 846-nucleotide messenger RNA. NCBI's taxonomy places the organism in Eukaryota, Viridiplantae, Streptophyta, Zygnematophyceae, Desmidiales, Closteriaceae. The record is from the annotation of a GenBank genome assembly.
AUGGCGACGCUAAUCUCCUCCGCCGUGCUUCCCGCCGCCAUCUCCGCGCCCGUCCUGCCACCUCAACGAAAAAUCCGCGCGAACAGCGCCAGUUUCGCCGCGUCCCUGAGGUCGCGGGGAUCAAGUCCCCUCAGCAGCGCGUUUCAGGGCACGCCCGUGAGUCGCGCUAAGCUUCACGCGCAGCGGCAGCAGGCGGCGCACGCGGCGCGAGGCGCGACAGUGGUGGCGGCCGCGUCGCCCAAGGGGACGGGGAAGGGCACGGUGGUUAUCGAACCCGACCCGCGGAUCCCCAUCGUGCUGCUCGGUGUAUCGGGGGCUCUCUUCCUCGCGGACAAUAAACUUGCAGCCGCUCCCAUCGGCCUGCUCGGCGCGCUGCUCGCCUUCCAGACCACGCGCGUGCGCUUUGUGUUUGGGGAGGACGCACUGGAGGUGCGCAUAGGGCAGCAGCUGGACUCGUCUGGGGAGAACGUGUUUGUGGGCGGCGAGAACAAGUGGAGGUACGACACAUUCGUGAACUGGGAGUUUUGGUGGCCAGAUUUCCCCGUGCUGGUCUAUUUCAAGGAGACCCAGACUCGCCCGGAGGGGCAGGUGCACUUCUUCCCCAUCAUUGCGAACGGCAAGCAGCUGUACGAUGUGAUGGUGGAGCGCUGCGGUCCCUCCAAGCCCACACGCCCCCACACAUUCCAUCAUCCCCUUUUCCCCCUCCCCCCUUCCGCUCCUCUCAUCUCAACCAUGGCAGAACGGCAAGCAGCUGUACGAUGUGAUGGUGGAGCGCUGUGGUCCCUCCAAGGGCAGUGGCCCGUCUGCUUGAUUGAUACCCGGUUACCACGUGUGGUUGGAGUGUGA